GUUGCUUACUCAUUUAUCAAACAUGGAAAACAAAGAUAACAAAAUCAACCAUUUGGUUAUCGAUACAAACGCCAUUAUCAAUGGUAUGACUUUAAAGGAUACUGCCGAUUGUUUUUAUACUUGUCCUGAAGUGUUAUCCGAAGUACGAAGUGCUCACUCCCGAGAAUACUUAACUCGACUUCCUUUUGAAAUCAAGGUGGAAAAUCCUACCGAAGAAUCUUUGAAAGCUGUCAUCAACUUUGCCCGAAAAACUGGUGAUUAUUCUUCUCUUUCUAUGCCUGAUAUACGAGUUAUUGCUUUAACACAUACUAUUGAAGCACGUCGUAACGGUUUAGAAAAUAUUCGAACUGAACCUAUCAAGACUCGACCUACUGGAACUCUUACUAGUGCACCUCCUCCUAAGAAUAAGGUCAAACCCAAAGUGAUAGAAGUAGAUGAAGAUGGAUGGGAAGUUGUCACACCUGCCAAUAAAUCGACCAAAAAUUCCAAAAAAAACAAGAAUAACAGUAACAACACCACCACUACUACUACUACUACAACUACUUCCAACACUACUGACAAAGAUGUUAUUGACAAUGACAAAGAAGCAGCUAAUCAAAUCGAACAGCAACAAAAAGAAGAAGAAGAAGAUGCUCAAAUCGUGGAUACCUUGGCACAAAAUGUGUCUGAUGUUAUUAUUGAAGAAGUGGAACCUGAUAUGGAAUUCGAUGGUGAUGAUGGAGAAUGGAUUACACCUGAAAAUGUAGAUGAAUUCAAUGCUUUGAAACUUGGGGUGACUCCUGCUGAAUUCCGAAAAAUGAAUAUUAUGGAUGUUGCUUGUAUGACAAAUGAUUUUGCUAUGCAGAAUGUUUUAUUACAAAUGAAUCUAAAUCUCGUAUCAACUGGUGGUCAUCGUAUUUCCAAAAUCAAGAAUUGGGUUCUUCGAUGUCAUGCUUGUUUUACAGUAACAGCAGAUGUGGAUAAGAAGUUCUGUCCAAAGUGUGGUAGUGCAACAUUGAUGCGUGUAUCUUGUACAACAAAUAGCAAGGGUGAAAUCAAAUAUCAUCUCAAGAACAACUUUCAAUACCGACUUCGUGGCACAAGAUAUGAUAUCCCCAAUCCUAAGGGUGGACGAAAAACAAACAAUAUUGUUUUACGAGAAGAUCAACGUGAAUAUGUUAAGGCUCAAGAAACACAAUCCAAAAAGAAGAUCGUUGAUUUGUUUGAUCCUGAUUUUGUACCUCUUUAUGGUAAACUGGAUACUCGUACUGUCAAUAAUAAUAUGUUUGGUACAGAUGUUAUUGGUUUUGGUCGUAGGAAUCCAAAUCAAGGUCGAAAACGAACAGGGAAAGGCAAGAAACGAUCUUAAUUUUUUUUUCUUUAUUAGAUUAGAUAUAUGAUAGACUUAUCUUUCCCCCUUUUAUAUAUAUACAUGUAUUAUUCUUAUCAUUUCAUCUUCAUUUUUAUUCUACAACUGCAUUCUUUUUUCUUAUCAAAAUAAAAAUAUAUAAUCAUAAAAAAAAUUAUCCAUACUAUUAUUUAUGCAAUAUGGAAAAUGGAGUCCCGACUCCUUGGUGCACUGCCUUUUGACUAUAAAAAUUUAUAUGGCUUUUUUUUUUUGUUUUUAU
This is a messenger RNA of Halteromyces radiatus, 1607 nucleotides long. Its product is annotated as Nin one binding Zn-ribbon like-domain-containing protein. Gene Ontology annotation, cellular component: preribosome, small subunit precursor. Gene Ontology annotation, molecular function: RNA endonuclease activity. NCBI's taxonomy places the organism in Eukaryota, Fungi, Mucoromycota, Mucoromycetes, Mucorales, Cunninghamellaceae. The coding region runs from base 23 to 1348 and encodes 441 amino acids. Gene Ontology annotation, biological process: ribosomal small subunit biogenesis; maturation of SSU-rRNA. The record is from RefSeq and is a predicted model, not a curated record. The transcript has 4 exons.